Molecule: messenger RNA, 1830 nt
Organism: Branchiostoma floridae (Florida lancelet)
Lineage: Eukaryota; Metazoa; Chordata; Leptocardii; Amphioxiformes; Branchiostomatidae
Product: zinc finger protein 235-like
Exons: 2
Coding region: 100-1179 (359 amino acids)
Source: RefSeq, a predicted model, not a curated record
AUAAUAGAUAAGACGGAGGGACAAAGCUCAAGCUGCCAGAAUCGUCGUCCCACUUUACGUGUAGAAACACAGUCUUGCAGGAUCUAGAGUUUGACCAACAUGGCGACCAGAGCCGGAUCUCAUCUGAAACAAACGGAGGGAGAGGAGGGACAGGAUUCUCCCCGUACCCACAAGUGCAGCUAUUGUGACAAGGAGUUCUGCUUAAAAAGUAGGCUCAUACUACACCUGCAAACUCACACUGGUGAGAAAUCAUACCAGUGUGAUGAUUGCGGGAAACGGUUUAGUCAGCUGGGUCAUCUGAAGGGCCACAUGAGAACUCACACCGGAGAGAGACCGUAUAGAUGUGAGGAGUGCAGCAAACAGUUCAAUAGACUUGGUACCCUGAAAAUACACAUGAGAAAUCACACGGGUGAGAAGCCGUAUAGAUGUGAGGCAUGCAGCAAGCAGUUCAGUAGGUUUGGUACCCUGAAAAUACACAUACGUACUCACACUGGUGAGAGACCAUACCAGUGUGAUGAUUGCGGGAAACGGUUUAGUCAGCAAUCUAAUCUGGAGGACCACAUGAGAACUCACACCGGUGAGAGACCGUACGAGUGUGAAUAUUGCAACAAGUGCUUCAGUCAAUCAGCUCAUCUAAAAAAACACAUGCGGACCCACACAGGCAAAACCCUCUACAGGUGUGAGGCAUGCUGCAAGCAGUUCAGUACCCUUGGUAUCCUUAAUAAACACAUGAGAACUCACACGGGUCAGAAACCGUAUAGAUGUGACGCAUGCAGCAAGCAGUUUAGUGAUCUGUCUGGUCUAAAGAAACACAUGUGGACUCACACGGGUGAGAAACCGUACUCAUGUGAGGAGUGCAGCAAGCAGUUCAGUGACCCGAGUCGUCUAAAAGUACACAUGCGGACUCACACAGGGGAAACCCCAUACAGAUGCGAGCAGUGCAGCAAACAGUUCACUCAGUUCCCCAAUCUUAAGAGACACAUACGGACUCACACCGGUGAAAAACCGUACAAGUGUGAGGAGUGCAGCAAACAGUUCAUUCAGUUGUCGCAUCUAAAGAGUCAUAUGCGGACUCACACUGGCGAGACACCGUACAGGUGUGAGAAGUGCAACAAAAGCUAUCGUCAUUCACGUAGUCUACGUGCGCACAUGGAAACUCACAUCAGUGAAAGUCUGUGAAUACAUGUGUGACGAUUACACGAACAUAUUCUUACACAUUAGAAAAAAAAUUACAUCUUAAGCUCGAUUGGUCUAUUUUUUCUUGGCAAAGGUGGGCUAUUAUUUACCGCUACUUUAUUCAGCCGUGUACUCACUACAUGGCUCCACUGUCAAAAAAACGGGAACUGAAUUACAGCAUAGUAGUUACUAUCGUCACGUCACGUACUUGAUUGGAACUAGCAGCGUUGUUAAACAACGGCCGUGGAAUAUGUUGUAAGAUUAGAAUAGAGCAGUGCUAUACUUGAGAAAAUGUUGGAACAGUUUUUACCCCCCCCCCCCUCAUAAAAACGUCAGUGAAUCAGCCCCUGUUCAGAUAGAAUUAGAGUUUAAUAUAGGUGAUGAAGGUAGUAUAAACCGACAUAUGUUAGAAGAUAAAACUGGUGUUCUUCCUGUGGGAGGUGUUGUGAGUUUAGUGUAGAAUAGUGCUAUAUACAGAGAAAAGUAUAGAGAAAAACAGUUGGUAAGGUAUUGCCCCCUAAGAUUAGUGAACCAGCCCCGGUUUAGCGAGGGGAGAAACUGGGGGAAAGUAGGUCAGACAGAGUCUGGAUUGGAGAUCCAGAUGAGAGAGACUGGAAAGAUCUUGGAGAGAAGUGGCAAAUAAAAAGGAUUGUG